AUGCUAAAGUUUAUGAACUCACGUAACAAUAACGAUGAUGUCUAUGUGCCAUCUUCGAAGAAAUCAAAGGCAGUUGUUGCUGGUGAAGUAAAUCCCAAUACUACAUCAGCCUAUGAUGGUUUCGACUAUUCCCAACUAAUGUUGAGAGAAAACUAUUCGGAACAAAAAGCAAAUUCUGAGGCAUUGUAUGAUUUUCCAAUGUUGGGUGAUGGAUCAUAUAAAAUUAAACUAAUUGCUGAAGGUAGUUCAUUAGGGAUUAGAAAUGUAACCUUUUCUUAUGGAUAUUUUCAGUUUGAACAAUCGGAAAACAAACCAGUUUGGAUAUCUAUAUCUCAGGAAAAGGUUUCGAAUAGUGGAGGUUUCUUAUUCGAAUACAAAAUCGAUACAUUGAAGGAAAAGGUUGAAUUGUUUGAUAAUGCACAUACUCUAGAUGUUUUAAAUACAUCGUUUUACAUUCGUGUUGUAGUUGAGUGCUCGGAAAAGUCAUCCUAUGAUAUUGAAAUAUGCCAAAAGGAAACCAUUAGUUUAAAUGAAAAUAUUUUCAAAAAUCAAUCUGGAAAACGUUGUCUGAACUAUAGAUUUCUUGGAUACGGAGAAGAUGAUUUACAAAUUGAUGAUGGAACCUAUGUAUCAAAACGAUUUCUAGAUACGACCAUUGAAUUGAAUUUAGAACCUGGUUCUUACUUUUGUAUGGUAAAGAAGAAUGAUACGAAUAUAUCAUUGGGUAAUGAUGUGGAUUUCUCCAUAUGGUGUUCUGUUCAUUUGGUGAGUAAUAUUGAUUUACUUAUUGAAUGUUUACAUGAUAAUGAUUGA
Naegleria gruberi is the source of this 813-nucleotide messenger RNA. RefSeq lists its product as uncharacterized. NCBI's taxonomy places the organism in Eukaryota, Heterolobosea, Eutetramitea, Acrasida, Naegleriidae. The transcript has a single exon. The record is from RefSeq and is a predicted model, not a curated record. Bases 1 to 813 code for a protein of 270 amino acids.